AUGACGGCCACGCCCGCAUUCAAAACUGAUGCCUUGAAAAGAUUUACUCGUAGGAACACGGUGUGGUACCAAAACAACCUUAAAAAAGUUUUAGAAGCUUGCAAAGAGAGGCACGUUAGGGACAUUGACACUAACAUCGCGAUGGCCGAGGAGCUCGAGGCGAUACUAAAUGAGAAGGUAGAGCUCCCGAGAGAAAUUGAACCACAUUUAUGUGAGCCAUUCGAAGACGACAGUUUAAUGAGACCAGUAGCACCGGAGGUAUUAGAUAUCCUGUAUCGCAGCACUGAGAAAUACGCAACGGAAAGAUAUUUAAAACGAAGAAACCACGAUUCACCAGAGGAUAAAUACGUCUUCAGAGUAGUAACGAGCUGGGACUACGGAUGGCAGCAGAAGCAGUCUAAACAACGCGCGCGUGACUUCAAUCGCGGACGCUGCGCUAUCUUACGCGACACGUUUUAUCGAAAGAACAACCUCAAGCCCGAUCCACCGCACUACGCCCAACCUAGUGGCAGUGAAUUCUCAACAUGCAGCGAGUAUUCUUGCAAUUUUAACUGA
Arctia plantaginis is the source of this 555-nucleotide messenger RNA. The record is from the annotation of a GenBank genome assembly. NCBI's taxonomy places the organism in Eukaryota, Metazoa, Arthropoda, Insecta, Lepidoptera, Erebidae.